Molecule: messenger RNA, 915 nt
Organism: Asparagus officinalis (garden asparagus)
Lineage: Eukaryota; Viridiplantae; Streptophyta; Magnoliopsida; Asparagales; Asparagaceae
Exons: 4
Coding region: 1-723 (240 amino acids)
Source: RefSeq, a predicted model, not a curated record
AUGGGGAGAGGCCUAAGCAUGGAUACAGAAAUGAAAGCCCCAAUAUUCGGCCCAAACUCGGUUGCCAGUUGCUCGGCUCCAGCUCCACCUUUUCUCGCUAAUCCUCUGGGGGAGGGUAAGCGAAUCGGCGUUCGGUGCUACGUCGUCCUGUUCGCUCUAGGGUUCAGCUUUCUCUUCAGCCUUUUCUCGCUAAUCCUCUGGGGCGCCAGCAAAGCCUACAAGCCUGAGGUCUACAUUAAGAGCGUGGUGUUCGAGUUCUACAACGUGCAGGCGGGGAUGGAUCAGACCGGGGUUCCGACCGAGAUGCUGUCGUUGAAUUCGACGGUCAAGAUUAAGUUCCGGAACACGGCGACGUUCUUCGGCGUGCACGUGAGCUCCACGCCGCUGGAGCUUUACUACGACGACCUCAAAGUUGCGUCGGGUCAGAUGAAGGAAUUCUACGAAUCAAGAAAGAGCGGGCGAGUCGUAUCCGUAUCCGUAUCGGGGACCCAAAUACCCCUGUACGGAGGUGGCUCGAGCCUGAACAGCGGGCCCACUGAAAACGGUGCGCCCGUCGCGGUUCCGUUGGACCUGACCUUUGCGAUCCGGGCUCGAGCCCACGUGCUCGGCAAGCUGGUCAAGUCCAAGUUCUACCGUCACGUGCACUGCACGCUUCAUCUGCGUGGGAAGAGGCUUGGGAAGCCGGUGGCUGGGAUAAAAAAGGCGUGCGAAUAUCGUGACUGAACAAACAUUUGGAAUCUUUGUCGGUCAAAGUUAUUGUUGUUGGGCGUCGUUAUUACGGGAGAAAAAGGAAGAGCCCGGGAUGGAAAUUUCCUGUUUGUCUUGUUGUUGGGCAGUUAACUAUUGUAGUAGAUUUAGGAGAUAUUUUGGAUAUGUACUAUUAUGUUUUUUUUAUUUGUGCACAAUCUUCUUUGA